AUGUCUGUUCACGCCAACGGAAAGACUCGCGCCCACGCGUUCAGUCAAUCCCCCUUUCGCUCUCGCAGUGACUUCCAGAAUGCCUGCCAGGCAUUUCUGGACCCUCUGACCCCCCACUUCACCCCCGGAGGCAGUCGCGUGAAGAUCGGGACUUCAACCACUCGAUUCGACGAAGGCGGCGCCCAGAUCGAGGGCUUUGCGCGCCCUCUCUGGGGGCUGGCUGCCCUACUGGGAGGAGGAUACAAAUAUUCAGAGGCAGCGCGCUGGCGAGAGGGUCUCAUCAAUGGCACCGAUCCACAGAGCCCCGAGUUCUGGGGCACAAUCGAAGAUUCCGACCAGCGCAUGGUGGAGAUGUGUCCCAUUGGAUUUACUCUCGCGGUGGCGCCUCAUGAGUUCUGGGAUCCCUUGACGGAUCAGCAGAGGGAGAAUGUUACGAAUUGGCUGGCUAGUAUUAAUGAUAAAGAGAUGCCGAAUACAAACUGGCUCUGGUUCCGAGUCUUCGCCAACCUGGGUCUUCGGAGGAACGGCGCAUCAUACUCUCUUGCGCGUAUUGAAGCGGACAUGGAUCACUUGGACACAUUUCACGUCGGAGGAGGUUGGAGCAACGACGGCCCCAAGAGCCAUCACCAGAUGGACUACUAUUCGGGCUCGUUUGCCAUCCAGUUCUUACAACUGCUGUAUGCCAAAUUGGCGGCGGAUUUUGACGAACCCCGAGCUGAGCGGUACAAGGAGCGUGCCAGGAAUUUUGCCCAGGAUUUCGUGCAUUACUUUGACCCGGACGGCAGUGCCAUUCCCUUCGGACGAUCGAUGACAUACCGCUUUGCCAUGGCCGGGUUCUGGGGUGCGCUUGGGUUCGCGGACGUCGAGCUCCCUGCUCCGCUGACCUGGGGCGUGGUCAAAGGUUUGCUGCUGCGACACUUUCGCUGGUGGGCGACCCAACGAGACAUUUUCAACAGCGAUGGAACACUCAAUCUCGGCUACUCCUACGCGAAUAUGUAUCUGACCGAGAACUACAACUCCCCCGGGUCGCCAUACUGGUGCUGUUUGUCUUUCGUGCCUCUCGUCCUCCCCGAAUCGCAUCCAUUUUGGACUGCCCAGGAAGAACCGUAUCCCAGUGCCUCCCUUCCGACCGUUGCGGCUCUGGAGUAUCCCAAGCACCUUGUGGUGCACCGCGGGGGACACUCCUUCUUGCUUUCGUCGGGACAGGCCUGUCACUAUCCCUUGAAAGCGACGCAAGCCAAGUACGGCAAAUUCGCCUACAGCGCAUCGUUCGGAUACUCCGUGCCCACCGGCGGGUAUCAACUCGAACAACACGCGCCCGACAGUAUGUUGGCCCUGUCCGAGGACGGCGGCGAUAUUUGGCAAACCCGACGACUUGCGCUGAAUGCUCGCAUUGAACGGCGAGGCGACAUCCCCAUUCUCGUCUCGGAGUGGAAGCCCUGGCCGGACGUCGAGGUCGAGACGUUCCUGAUUCCGCCGUCUGAUGAUAGUGAGAACUGGCAUAUUCGCGCCCAUCGCGUACGCACGGGGAGAGCACUCAUGACUUCAGAAGGCGCGUUCGCAAUUUAUGGUUGUCGCAAGGACAACGGUCGCAUCCUGGGACCAUUCACCGAACAGUCAGAGGAGGGAACCCUCCACGAGUCGCGACGCGCCCUCACAGUCUCGUCGGCCGGGGCCGUUGGAAUCGUCGAGCUCCAAGCCCAUGUGGAAAGAUCUGGACGAAUCGUGUUAGCCGAUCCCAACUCAAAUCUACUCCAUGGUCGUACGUUGCUCCCUUCGUUGGGAGCCAAUUUGCCGUCGGGGACUGACUGCUGGUUCGUGAGCGCGGUGUUCGCCAUGCCGGAAAAAGAGAAGAAUACGAACAGAUGGCAAGAAGGAUGGGACAAGCCACCAGUCAUUCCCCAGUGGUUGGCACAGCAGAUGACAGUCGGAUAA
Messenger RNA from Aspergillus melleus, 1935 nucleotides. Its product is annotated as glycoside hydrolase family 154 protein. The record is from RefSeq and is a predicted model, not a curated record. NCBI's taxonomy places the organism in Eukaryota, Fungi, Ascomycota, Eurotiomycetes, Eurotiales, Aspergillaceae. Bases 1 to 1935 code for a protein of 644 amino acids. The transcript has 3 exons.